Messenger RNA from Cylicocyclus nassatus, 3116 nucleotides. Lineage: Eukaryota; Metazoa; Nematoda; Chromadorea; Rhabditida; Strongylidae. The record is from the annotation of a GenBank genome assembly.
AGUGUGUCGAAUGAACACGAUGCAUGUGUUGCGACGCCGAAGCAUCAGCCACUAACAACGACGCGAUUCCGACGACGUGGGUGCGUUCUGGGACAGUCACGUCUCCCGAAGCACCUCGGCACUCUCGGGAUCAUCAUCCCUGAUGUGGAAUGAAACGUCAGAAUAUUCGUACGCUAUCACUGAUCGUGUGCACAUUUACGUAUCUGCUUGUUGGUGCUGCCGUAUUCGACGCACUCGAAUCAGACAACGAAUUGCAACAGCGCGCCCUUGUACAGCGAGUGAAAGAAAUGUUAAUGGCUAAAUAUAAUAUGACGAGCGCUGAUUAUGAUGUUUUAGAGGCGACUAUUGUUAAAAGUAUUCCACACAAAGCGGGUUAUCAAUGGAAAUUUAGCGGUGCUUUCUAUUUUGCCACUACUGUCAUUACUACAAUAGGUUAUGGUCACAGUACUCCACUGACGACAGGUGGAAAAUUGUUCUGUAUGUUCUAUGCCCUUGCAGGAAUCCCACUUGGACUUGUUAUGUUCCAGAGUAUUGGUGAACGUAUGAAUACGUUUGCAGCUGGAGUAUUACGGUUUGCCAGAAAGGCUUCCGGAAGAGCGCCAGUGGUUAACCAUAUAGACUUAAUUUUUGUGGCCUUCGGACUGGGCACUUUUCUAAUGGCUUUCGGAGCGUUAGCAUUUUCGAAAUACGAAAACUGGACGUACUUCGACUCUCUUUAUUAUUGCUUCACCACAUUGACCACUAUAGGAUUCGGCGACUUUGUGGCACUUCAAAAAGGAGGAGCACUCCAGAAUCGUCCCGACUAUGUCGUUUUCUCCUUAGUCUUCAUAUUGUUCGGUUUAACGGUGAUUUCCGCAGCGAUGAAUCUUCUCGUGUUGCGGUUCUUGACUAUGAACACUGAAGAUGAACGAAGGGAUGAGCAACAAGCAAAGUUGGCAGCUCGUGGCCUUGUACGAGUUGGUGGUAGGCGAAGAGACUCCGACGACGAUGUGACUAGUCCAGUCGGUCUACCACUUAGUGAUAAUGUAUCUGUGUGCUCAUGUUCCUGUUAUCGAGUUCCCUACCUAGAAGAAGAAGUUCGGCAACGGCAGAACCGAACUUCCGCUGUAAAUACAACAGGCGAAGACGCAAACGUGCGGCAUACCCACUAUGCUACCACGAGCAUAGGACAAAUUAUGGAAGCAACUGUUUACUGUUUGAGCUCAUGUAAACCACUAGGGAAGCAGAAUAACGAGUACAUGAAUUCGUUGUAUGCGCAUGAGACCAGAGAACAAGAGAACAUACCAUGGUGGCAAAGAAACUUCCUUCUCAACCAACCCGUUCUAUUCGGAACAUGGGAUGGCGUAUUUACAACGGUGAUGGUCAACAUUUUCGGAAUAAUCGUGUUCCUACGAAUGGGCUGGAUUGUGGGAACCGCCGGUGUAGCAAACGCAAUUCUGCUUCUGGUUAUCUGUACUGCGCUGGCGUUGAUUACCGUAUUUUCAGCUAUCGGAAUCGUCGAAAGAUGUCAGAUACAGAGUGGCGGUAUCUACUUCCUUGUCUCGCAUGUGCUUGGUGGACGAGUUGGUGGAGCGGUUGGGUUGAUGUACGCUCUCGGUCAGGCAGUCGCAACCGGGUUGGUCGCAGUGGGUUUUGCCGAAUCUGUAGCGCAUCUAUUCGACUCAGAGAGUCGAGUGCUUACUAAAGUGAUUGCUAUCGCGACUCUGAUUGUUCUAACUGGCAUCAACACAGCUGGAGUAUCAUGGGUGGUACGCUUACAGUUGUUACUUCUUGCAUUCCUUGCCCUCGCUGUACUCGACUUCCUCUUCGGGGCGCUUUUCACCUCUGAUCCAAUGCAUGGAAUAUCUCGCUUUUCCUAUGCCCGACUACGAGAAAAUGCCGACCCCAUGUACUCGACCGUCAACUGUACACCCAUCGGAUUUGAUCGUAUCAUCCCGGAUCAGUCGUUUUUCACAGUUUUUGGUGUUUUCUUCGCCAACUUCCUGGGCAUCUUGGCAGGAGUGAAUAUGAGCGGAGACUUGAAAGAUCCUCAUAAAAGCAUCCCUCUGGGAGAGCUGUCAGCUGUCGCAGUGAGUUCGAGUGUCUGUUUCUUAUUCAUCAUGAUCCUCGGAGCAACUGGUGAUCGCCUGAGCCUUAUCUGCGAUAGUCUCAUUUCCGAAAAGGUAGCACUGACCGGAUUUCUAUUCAUGAUUGGUCUUUACAUCUGUUCGCUAUCGUCCACGAUUGGCGCACUUCUUGGCACUCCUCGUGUGCUCCAAGGAAUCGCUGCUGAAGGGAUCAUACCGAUCCUGAACCCAUUAGCGCAAGGCUCCGGACCGAACAAAAAUCCCGUUCUGGCUGGAAUCGUGUUGAUGGCUGUAGCAUCGGUAUUUGUGCUGCUUGGAGAUCUUAAUCAGCUUGCUAUUCUAUCAACAAUGCCAUUUUUGAUUACCUAUGCAUUUGUGAACUAUGCAUACGUCUCAUUGGCAAUGAGCUACGAUCUGCUCACCAUCACUCAUGCAGCGGAAGACAGUGCAAAGUACGGCUCAAUGCAGAAAAUUGGCGAUCUCGACGAACUUUUCCCAGAACGUCAACAUCAGGGUUCAGCUGCAAGCAUUGAAGCCGGUGGUAUCGUAGGCCAACCAGCCACUUGGUACUCAAUGUUCAGCAAUCGUUACAUUGCUUUCGUCGGCUUCCUGGUCAAUCUGCUGAUCAUUCUACUUAUCGAUUUUUGGUUUGCCGUUGCGCAUUUUGCCGUUCUCAUCAUUCUAUACUUCUAUAUCGGAAGGGUUUGCCCACAAUGCAGUCCAGGAAUUUCAACAUUUUCAAUUCCACAUAUGUUUCGCACUGCCUUCUCUUCUCUUGAAGCUAUUGGCGUUUUCAAUAGAGGACCAACUGUUCUUACAAAGGAGGGACCAUCGAAAGACGUGCUCACCGAGCAACUCAACGAAUCAAAUCCGGACUAUCAAGAUCGCAAGCAAUAUCAUCAUGCUGAAAACGUCACACAAGAAUUUGACUAAUCUAGCAGCGAUAGCACUAUCAAAUAGCCAGCGACUCAGCCAAUUACGUAGAUUUCUAUACUGAUCUCUUUGACCUAUCAUUUGCAUUUCCGGGUCUGAUAAAUACUUCUUUUCAAA